CAGUGUACAUAAGUAGUAAAAAAAAAUCACAUAUCAAAGAAAAAGAUUAAAGGACUCCACAUAAGUCUCUUGGGCUCGCUAUGACGCAAUUGCGGGUCUCCGCCACAUCUCAGCAGGCAGAGCUGCGUGACUCCCGCUCCGGGUCCGCACCAUAUUUUCCGUACAGCCGUAAAUGUCUUCGUGUGUUUAUGAUUGCCAAAAACCAAAGCCCACAUUUAAUAUCUCUUACCUGACGCGCCCAUCACUUGUGCUACAAUCCUUUAGCACAAGCCUGCGUCAACGACAGACAAAAUGUGGAUUUAGGUUCCUGACGGAGGGCGAAACAAACAACGCUUGCUGACUUCAGUCCUGUGGAUAAUGAACAUGAUGCAUCCAAGAGUAUGGAGAGCUCUGUUUAUCAUGACCGUAUUACACCAGCUCGGGAUGGCAGGCAAAUACGGCUGUUUGUUUGAGAAGAGGCUGUGCUCCAGGGAGCAGUUUUGCUCUGAUGACAGGCUCUUUGGGCAGUGUCGGAGCUCCAGACAUGAUCAGGUUCAGUACCAGGUCUCUGUUCCUGUUCUUCAGAGACUACAGGAAGUGCUCAAGCAGUUAAUGAUUCAGGGAUUCUCCUGGCAGAAUGACAUCACCCAGCACAUUAUUGCUAAAGAGCUGAGUCGUAUUCCUCACACGCGCACACAAAAGACCCAGAAUGCACAGUCAUCACAGCCCGCAGCUAAGAAGGGUUACACUAGCUCAAACACUGAACCUGGACCAGCUCAGAGUUAUAUGGACUAUAUGAUCUUAGACCCCCAUCAGUCCUCCUCACUUCGGAUGCAGGCCCUACCUAUGGACCCAUAUUCAUAUCUACAGGAUGACAUGACCCAUUCUCUCCAUCCUCACACCAGUGUGGGGGGAUACCAGCGACCCUCCUCUGGAGCCGGAUCUCAGCAACGAGACAGAGACCGUCAGCUCCUGGAAGAUGCCCUGUCUCUCUAUCUCUCCUCCUCACAACCCUCUUUUCGCCACAGGGGGGCAGCAGCCCUCCCUGCCGCCCCAUACUAUGAAGAUCUAGAUUUUCCGUUGGAGUACGGAGAGGACUACACCCUACAGGAGCAACCUAGCUCAUCCCGGCCUACUAACAAGAAAGUCCCGCAGGACUACAGCUCUCUCGCUGGUCUUGAUGAUGAAACACUGGCUCAGUUGGGGCGUCUGUCAGAGGGUUUUGGGGUGGACCCACGAGACCUGAGCCCUCAGCAAAUAAAAAGACUCACUCUACUGCUACAGCUCCUACAAAACAUGGAAAACACAGAUCGAUCACCUGGGACAGUCGCAGUUAAAGAGACGAUUGUAGAAGGUAGUGACAAAGUGACACAAAAAGGAGGCAAAUCCACCUCACCUGUCUCAGCUCUGCCCUCUACCCCAACAUACCAGCGGGCCUCCACUCCGGCCCCAUCCACACCGGAUCCUGUGACCUUGCCUAAGAAAGACAGUGAGAGCACACUGGGACCCACGCUGUCAGCAAAAGAUUUGGAUUUGAAAGAGAAAACAGACAGUGUCCUUAAAUCAGCUAAAGAUGGAGCAAACAGCAGGGAGGAAUAUGGCUAUAUUGUCACUAAUCAGAGUCCUUUAAGUCUGUAUGAUGGGGUGAAGCUCUUAGAGCGUCUGGCAGAGCGAAUUCAUCUCUCCACGAGCAGUUUCAUCAAUAUAAGCGUGGUGGGUCCAGCCCUGACAUUCAGGAUCAGACAGAACGCUCUCAAUCUCAGCGCUGAGGAUGUGGCCAGUAAAGCAGUAGCCGAGAAGAAUUUCCUAGAGGGAGAGACGGGUUUGAAAAUCAUCCAGACUGGAGUUGGGGAGAGGAGCGAGGGGCGCGGCCUGCCCCAGGCCACACGGAUAGGGGAGGGCUCGCGUGGAGUCGUGCUCACAAUGGUCGCCAUGGCAUGUGUGGGCACGGUGUUGUUGGUUGCCUUGGCGAUUGCCUGUCUCCGUCAUCAUGCCCGUCAGUUAGCCUCGGGCAAAUUAGGUCUGGGACCAGAAGCCGGCGCAGAAACUCACUUUGAUUACCAGGAACUAUGUCGUCAGCACAUGGCAGCCAAGUCAUCGUUCACCCGUCCGGAGGCCGGCGGUCGACGGGGGACCGACACGUCUCGAGUGAGCAGUGUGUCGUCUCAGUUCAGCGACGGACCGCAGCACAGCCCCAGUUCACACAGCAGCACGCCGUCCUGGAGUGAAGAGCCUGCUCAGUCCAACAUGGACAUCUCAACCGGACACAUGAUACUGGCUUAUAUGGAGGACCAUCUGAAGAACAAGGACCGUUUGCAGAAAGAGUGGGAGGCUCUGUGCUCAUACCAGGCUGAACCGAGCUCUGUCUCUAUCAGCCAAUCUGAAACCAACAUGGAGAAGAACCGCUAUCCUGACUUUGUGCCCUAUGAUCAUUCCCGUGUGAAACUAAAGGCAGAGACCAACCCCUCCAAAGAGGACUACAUAAAUGCCAGCAUUAUAAUUGACCAUGAUCCACGCCUGCCUGCUUAUAUCGCCACUCAAGGACCUUUGCCACACACUAUCGCUGAUUUCUGGCAGAUGGUUUGGGAGAACGGAUGUACUGUAAUAGUCAUGAUGACAGCUCUAGUGGAGGAUGGAGAGAAACAGUGUGAACGCUAUUGGCCUGAUGAAGGAUCGUCUCUGUACAACAUCUAUGAGGUGAAUCUUGUGUCUGAACACAUCUGGUGCAAGGACUUCUUGGUUCGUAGUUUCUACUUAAAGAACAUUCAGACUCAGGAGACGCGAACCCUAACCCAGUUUCACUUGCUGAGCUGGCCUGCGCAGGGCAUUCCCUCCUCCACACGACCUCUGCUGGACUUCCGCAGGAAAGUUAACAAGUGUUACAGAGGACGUUCUUGCCCCAUAAUUGUGCACUGCAGUAAUGGUACUGGAAGAACUGGCACCUACAUUCUUAUCGACAUGGUACUUAACCGCAUGGCGAAAGGCGUGAAGGAGAUCGAUAUUGCCGCAACGUUGGAACACAUUCGUGAUCAGAGACCAAGUAUGGUACGCACUAAGGACCAGUUUGAGUUUGCCUUGACAGCUGUGGCAGAAGAAGUGAAUGCCAUUCUGAAAGCCCUUCCUCAGUGAGCCACCCUGCGUUGCCAGGUCUGCGUCCUUUCAGCUGACUUCUGAAUUGGGCUACUUUUCUGCAGGUUGAUGUUUUUCCGCGGGUUAGAGAUGGAAAGAUUUUGUUGAUUAGUUGUUGGUAUUUGGGCUGUGAAUCGUCAUUGGGGUGCUUUUGGACUGAUUUUAAAUGGCCAUUGGGCUGAUUUUGAUACGCAGAUCUGGCAACCCUAAUCAUCAUUUCAGCUUAAAUGCUUCUUUUCUGUCUAUCUUACAUACUUUAAGGGGCUAGUUUAACCAAACAGUUAUUUAUUUAUCCUCAUGAGCUUCAAAACCUGUGCAUGACGACUUCUGCGAAAAACAGAAGAUAUUUUAAGAAAUGGUUUUGUGUUUAUAUUGUGGGAAUCUAUGGGUGCCCAUUUCAAAUCUGGCUGUGAGUAACCCACUUCUAGCCAAAAUAAACUUGAAUUUGGUUAUUUUUGCCAAAAUAAUUUGCAAGAUGUAUGAUAUUCCAAAGUCAGUCAUACAGGAUUGUAUAGACAUGACGGUGAGUAAAUAAUAAUUCAAGUCUAUGUAAAGUCAUUUCAGAGAAUUGUUUGCUGAAGCACAUAGGGGUGGUUUCCCAGACAGGGAUUAGUUUAAGCCAGGACUAGGCCUUAGUUUAAUUGGAUAAUAUAACUAGUUUUUACAAACUAAAAACAUAACUUGUGUGCAUUUUGAGGCGAAACAAAGGGCACUGAUGUAUUUUAAGAUAUGUCAGUGCAAGUUGUUUUCAAUUUGGACAGCUCUUACAUUUAUUUUAGUCUACGAUUAGUCUAAUCCCUGUCCGGGAAAUAGCCCCAUUGACUUUGAACUGAAUUAUGGAGUUUUACCACAUAUCUGUGUUCAGGGUUUUUUGGGCGGCGCCCCUAACACAAUCGCAAGCAUCCAUUCAGGUUGUAGCAGUAUUUAAAACAUACCGGCAGCUUUCCCAUGAGUGGGCGUGGUUUCAGCGCUGACAGCAGACACGCCCCCAGUGUUUGAGAGCAGAGAAUCCUGCCUGUUUUUCCAAGAAACUUAUUUUUAUUUAUUUGGUGGUUUUCUUAGUCAUUCAAAUUUGGCUGGGUGGUUAAAAUCACAUUUUUCUGUGGUGUCACAAACUGAAAACACAUUUAAUAUCUGACAUUACACGGACUUGAAUAACUAAAAUAAUUUUCAUUUUUGGAUGAACUAUUCCUUUAAAGAGGAUAUAUCACGAAAAUCUGUCUUUUUCCAUGUUUAAGUGCUAUAAUUGGGUUCCCACUGCUUCUGUCAACCUAGAAAAUGUGAAAAUGUCAACCCAGUAACUUAGUUUUGGUAAACCAUUCUCUGCAAGCAUGUGAAAAAUUAGGUAAUUGAAAUUCGGCUCCCCUUGUGAUGUCAGAAGGGGAUAAUACCGCCCCUUAAUCUGCACUAUCCAACCAUGGCACUGCCAUUUAGUGCAGAGAUCAACUAAUUUGCAUUUAAAAGGACACACCCAAAAUAUGACACAUUUUUGCUCAAGCUCACAAAGUGACAACGUUAACAUGUUAUAAUAAAUUAUCUAUAUGAUAUUUUGAGCAAGAACUUCACUUACAUACUCUGGGAACACCAGAGAUUUAUUUGACAUCUUAAAAAAGUCUUGUGAAAUGUCCCCUAAAAGACCCUAUAACAUUGCUUGAUCAGUGCAUCUGUCAUGUGUUGAUGUAUUUCCUUUGAUUUAUUGAACAAAAAUCUGUGUAGUGUAAAUGACUUAUAGUCUGUUUAUCCAAACCAAAAUGGGUGUAAAUUUAAAAAUGAUUUAUCUGCUGAAAUAUUAUAUUUUUAACUUUGAGAACACUAGCAAAUAUAUGGCUGCAAUGCUAACUCUAAUUUUAAUGUGUUGGAGUCUUAAAAUGUCAAUCACAAAUGAAGGAUUUAUGUAUGCUGGAUUUUACAUGGGCCAAAUCUUCAGUCCUUCUAGAGUUUCAGGGAGAACAGAGGUUUUAUGAGACAUUAUGGCAGUAAUUUAAAGCAACCUAAACUCUGAUGAUGGACAGUAUAAUGCUUUUAGAGUCUCUACAUUUACAUUUUUUGUUUUUCAAAUGCUUUCUUAACUUUGCAAUGUACAGUAUCAUAUACAAAAAAGACGAAAAAUAUGUCUCAUGUAGUCAAGCCUAUGGGUACAUACUGUGUGCACACAAGAGUCCUUUGUUUUGGUGGACUGUAUCACCUGAAGGCACGUGUAAUAUCGUACAGUUCCUGUAAAAUCUCCUUUAAGGCUUUCACAUCCAGUCUAGUCCGGGCAGUCUUUCAUUGUAAAUAAUUCACUGAGAGCUAUCUUUGUCUAUUCCUGUAGCAUAUGUUGGAAAAUGAUCAAAAAAGAGAAAUAUAUGACUAUCAUUUUUAAAUGUUAUAAAUUAAAUGUGAAUCUGUGUAGCAGCA
This is a messenger RNA of Paramisgurnus dabryanus, 5505 nucleotides long. It is a transcript of the gene ptprna, whose product is annotated as protein tyrosine phosphatase receptor type Na. The record is from RefSeq and is a predicted model, not a curated record. Gene Ontology annotation, biological process: insulin secretion involved in cellular response to glucose stimulus; regulation of secretion; protein dephosphorylation. Gene Ontology annotation, molecular function: protein tyrosine phosphatase activity. Lineage: Eukaryota; Metazoa; Chordata; Actinopteri; Cypriniformes; Cobitidae. Gene Ontology annotation, cellular component: secretory granule; synapse.